This is a messenger RNA of Anoplophora glabripennis (Asian longhorned beetle), 946 nucleotides long. RefSeq lists its product as uncharacterized. Lineage: Eukaryota; Metazoa; Arthropoda; Insecta; Coleoptera; Cerambycidae. The coding region runs from base 86 to 844 and encodes 252 amino acids. The record is from RefSeq and is a predicted model, not a curated record. The transcript is spliced from 4 exons.
UACCUAUAAUGCGCAUUUACUUUGGUAGUUUAGUUUUAUUUUAUAGUUCCAAUAAUUGUCAAGUGCAAUCGGUUGUUAAUGCGUAAUGAUUUCAUUAAAAUUAUUUUCGGUGUUAAGUACUUUUCUAUUAUUACAGGUUCAGUGUGACAUUUUAUUACAUGGCGAUACGAACGAAGAAAAAAUUAUAGAUAUCGCUGAAAUUGCUCUGAAAGCUUUAGAAAAAAUCGUAGACACUCUCACAAACGUCUCUUUUACAACCUUGAAAACCCUGGAAUCCACUAUUAGAUCAACUGAAAGGCUGAUUUUGAAAUUUGCGAAAUUCGAAAUUGAUGAACUAUCAGAUGAAAUAUUCCAAAAACUAGACGAGAUAAAAAAAGAAGCCAAUAUUAUCGCCGUUGACAUCAUAGAUUGUACAGAAGACCGAGAACAGGAUUUGAAGGAUAUGCUGGCGAAUUUCCUAAAUAGAACAGGAGAUUGUGCCGUGAAUAGGGUGAAUGAAGUUUUGGAUAGCUUGGGAAUUGUCGUAAUGGAUAUUCAUAACGUAAAUGAUGAAGUGAAGAACAUAACUGUACAAUUAGAAAAUUGUGAAAAUGAUUCUAAUGCUGUUGCUUGUAUUAUAGAGGUCAUAAAAAUUAUCCAAAAGGAAGCUACCGAGGUACCUGCUAAACUGAGGGAAGACGUCGACGAGGCCGAAAAAAAAGUGAACGAAUUAAUUGACUAUUUAUUUGAAUGCGAACACGACAAUAUUAAUGAGCUGGAAAUGGUGGUUCAAGAAAUAUACAAUGGAAUAGUGGAAUGUGUUCAAGGGAAAAUAUUAACUCCAGAUGUUAUUUUGUUAAAUUAAGAUGUAAAUCGAACCCAUGAUUUGUAUGUAUAUAAAUACAUUAGCGAGAUUAAUUAGUGAUGACUGAUGAUCCUGAAAUAUGUAAUAUAAAGAAACUACGAA